AUGGAAACUGAUCAGAAACCGCAAACCAUUUAUCGCUGCAAAAGAUGCAGCAGGAUUGUUGCUAUUCAAGAGCAUGUUAUUCUUCACAAACAGGGAGCGGGUGAGCGAUGCUUCAAAUGGAAGAAAAGAGGUGACCCCUUGGACAGGGACAAGAAACCUGAAUGUUCCUCAAUAUUUGUGGAGCCCAUGAAGUGGAUGCAAGCAGUACAAGAAGGCCAUGUUGAAGAGAAGCUUUGGUGCUUGGGCUGCCAGGCACGUUUGGGUUCAUUCAACUGGGCAGGCAUGCAAUGCGGCUGA
Molecule: messenger RNA, 297 nt
Organism: Elaeis guineensis (African oil palm)
Lineage: Eukaryota; Viridiplantae; Streptophyta; Magnoliopsida; Arecales; Arecaceae
Product: probable inactive dual specificity protein phosphatase-like At4g18593
Biological process (GO): protein dephosphorylation
Molecular function (GO): protein tyrosine/serine/threonine phosphatase activity
Source: RefSeq, a predicted model, not a curated record